Molecule: messenger RNA, 2020 nt
Organism: Cryptomeria japonica (Japanese cedar)
Lineage: Eukaryota; Viridiplantae; Streptophyta; Pinopsida; Cupressales; Cupressaceae
Product: pectinesterase
Exons: 2
Coding region: 124-1854 (576 amino acids)
Biological process (GO): cell wall modification
Molecular function (GO): pectinesterase activity; pectinesterase inhibitor activity
Source: RefSeq, a predicted model, not a curated record
UUCUCCCGCUCUCUGAAGAACAGCUUGACAUUAAUUGCAUAAGAUUAAUGUAAGAUUUAUUUGUUCUUGCAAUCCAAAUUCUUUUACUCGCCUCUGUAAGCACAGAACAAUUGGCUUAGCAAAAUGAAGAGUAGUUGUCUCAGAGUCAGUGAAGAGAAAGUGAAGAAGUCUAAAAUCAGAGAAGUAUUGGCUGCUCUGAUCUCAAUUCUCCUUGUGUUUGCCAUCGAGUUUGUGGCGAUCGAGGCUUCCGAGGGCUCAAACGGCAACGACAGCCAUACAAAUCAUCAUGCUUGGACAACGGUUACGUCCGCUUGCAGCAACACCCGCUAUCCCAAGCGAUGCGUCUCGUCCAUGGCUUCCUAUCCUGCUUAUCAGACUGCCAAGCUUCACGAUCUCACUAAAGUUGCCUUGCAAGUGAGCCUGACAAGGGCGCGAAAGGCUCGCGAAUUCACACGGAGUCUUCAAAAGAAUCUGAUGAAAGAAAGAGAGCGCAUGGCAUGGCGAGACUGUUUGGAGCUCUUUGAGGAUACCAUCCAUCAUCUCAGAGUCUGUUCGAGAAACGGUUCUCUCAGUCCAGACUGCCCCAUUUGGCUGAGUGCCUCGUUGACAAACCAGGAGACCUGCUUGAACGGAUUUCGUGAUCUCAAUUUGAGUGCCACCAAUCCCAUCAGAGCUCUCAUGUCACCCAGAGCUGUGAAUUUGUCAGAACUAGUCAGCAACUCGCUCUCCAUGUACAAGUUCUCCACUUUGCCUGCCAAGACCAGGAAUAACCGCAGCCUGUUAUCUGUAGACACCAACGAAGAUGGAGAUUUCAAUUCGCACUAUGGCCGUGUGAGUGAAGAUGGAUUUCCCGAAUGGCUGUCACCGAGAGAUCGCAAGCUAUUGCGGGCGUCUAGCCUGGCCAGCUUAGCCCACGUGGUGGUAGCCCAAGACGGUUCUGGUCAUUACUGGAAAAUCGCGCAAGCAAUCAAAGCUGCGCCUCGGAACAGCAGAAAGAGAUACAUCAUCUUCAUUAAGGCGGGAAUUUACAAGGAGAACAUCGACAUAUCUAAGAAGGUAACGAAUUUGAUGUUGGUGGGAGCCGGCAAGAGUAAAACUAUUGUGACGGGACGCAGGAGCGUGCAAGACGGCUACACUACUUUCAGAACAGCAACAGUCGCUGUUUCUGGCAAAGGAUUCAUCGCAAGAGAUAUGACGUUUGAGAACACAGCAGGGCCAGAGAAGCACCAAGCCGUGGCACUUCGAGUGGGUUCUGACCAGUCGGCCGUGUACCGGUGCAGCAUCAGAGGCUACCAAGACACUUUGUAUGUCUACUCCCUCCGCCAAUUCUACCGCGAGGUCGACAUCUACGGGACCGUGGAUUUCAUCUUCGGCAACGCUGCAGUUGUCAUCCAGAACAGCAAUAUUAUCGCCCGACGUCCCAUGAUAAACCAGAAGAACACAAUUACUGCCCAAGGAAGAACAGAUCCUAACGAAAACACUGGAAUUUCCAUCCAUAACUGCAAUGUUUUGGCAUCUCCCGCCCUUGCACGUGUAAAAGGCCACAUCAAGACAUUCCUGGGGAGGCCAUGGAAGGAGUACUCUCGCACUCUCUUCAUACAAUCCACUCUUGACAAUCACAUUGACCCCGCUGGUUGGUUGGAAUGGGAUGGUAAUUUUGCUCUCAGCACUUUAUACUAUGGGGAAUACAUGAACAGAGGAGGUGGUGCAGGAACGUCAAAACGUGUGAAUUGGCCUGGAUUUCAUGUCAUCACCAGUGCUAGAGAAGCCUACAAGUUUACAGCUGGAAAAUUCAUCCAUGGUAGUUCAUGGAUUCCGUCUACAGGUCUCGCCUUUACUCCAGGCUUGAACUGAUCAUUACGAUUUAGUUUUUGCUUUAUUAUUAUUGUUUAGUCUGUUUUUUUUAAAAGCUCGCCUAUAAUAUGCUUACGCCAUUGGAGCAAUCUGUCGGUUCCUUUCAGUGAACAGUGUAAAGCACCAAUUUCUCUAAUGGUUAGAUAAAAUGUUGCUUUGCCUUCUU